Molecule: messenger RNA, 2757 nt
Organism: Dujonia railenensis
Lineage: Eukaryota; Fungi; Ascomycota; Pichiomycetes; Serinales; Debaryomycetaceae
Source: the annotation of a GenBank genome assembly
AUGCCUCCAUCAGAGAAGAAUUUAAAUCAAAUCACUAGUAUUACUAGUGCCACUAGUUUCAGACAGGUGGAAGAUCAUCAGAUUGAUAUAGCUGCAGUUACUUCAAAGCAAAUAUCUAUUGGUGAAGUUGGGGUGAACUUGACAACCGAGCAGAAGCAUUUAAUCUUGAAAAGAUUGCAUUUCGAUGUUUUGGAUACUUUAGACGAUUUACCACUCGAUGCAACAUUCAUGAUUGAAAAGGUCGAAAACUUGCAAGUUGAGGAAGCUUUAGAAAUCUUAAAGCAAAACUACGAAGAGUUUGAAGAUGACUUCAAUUACCCAGCGGAAGACUUAGACUUGAUCUUAAGAUUAAUUAACCAAGCGCCUGGCCAGCUAGAUGACACCGUCAAGACCAAGUUAGGCGAACAGUUGGAGGGUAAGGACAUGGAGAAAGUACUGACAACAUCAAUAGACGUACACUCAAGAGAGGAUGGUCCGUUAGAAGCUAACAAAUCAGCGUACCUUGAAAUUGUGGAUUGGGAUUUGCAAGUGAGAUUAGAAGCUGCUAUCGUGGCAUACCACUCACCUUAUCCUGAAGUCAGAUCUGUCACACUUCCCUAUGAUGAUCCAAAUACUCCAGCUGAAACAUUCAGGGCAUACGUCAUUGGUGUAAUCUGGUUAGCAAUUGGUGCAUUCAUAAACCAAUUCUUCACUGAAAGACAACCUUCCAUUACGAUGUCCACUGCUGUUGCUCAACUUUUCCUUUAUCCUAGUGGUUAUCUUUGGAAUAUGAUUUUCCCAGACGUUACUGUCCCACUUGGAAAAUUUUCAUUUAAGUUGAAUCCAGGUCCUUGGACUUAUAAGGAGCAGAUGUUUGCUACUAUUAUUUACUCUGUCGCUGCUUCAACUCAGUAUAUUUCUUAUAAUAUCUAUUCCCAGAAGGUUGACGUAUUUUAUGGCAAUACGUGGGUUACCUGGGGAUAUCAAAUUUUACUUUCACUCUCUACCAAUUUCUUAGGGUUCGGUUUUGCUGGUAUUUUGAGAAGAUUUGCUUGUUAUCCAAUUAAAGCCAUUUGGCCAUCUUUGUUACCAACCCUUGCUUUGAAUCAAGCUUUGCUUAACCCAAGUAAGAAAGAAAACAUCAAUGGAUGGACGGUUUCAAGAUAUUAUUUCUUCUUCACCACAUUUGGAGCUUCCUUCCUUUGGUUUUGGAUCCCAGAUUAUUUGUUUGGAGCAUUGUCAUACUUCAAUUGGAUGACUUGGAUUAAGCCUGAUAACUUCAAUCUUGCUAUGAUUACAGGCAGUUAUAAAGGACUUGGAUUGAACCCAAUUACUACCUUUGAUUGGAAUAUUAUCUCCUUUAAUUAUCCAUUGAUUUACCCAUGGUACACUCAGCUCAAUAACUAUCUUGGUACGUUACUAGCACUCCCUGUUAUUUGUGCCAUUUACUGGACAAAUAGUAAAUGGACUUCUUACCUUCCAAUGAAUUCAAAUAAAUUAUUCAACAACGUUGGUGGAAGUUACACAGUUGCAUCUGUUUUAAACGAUAAAGGCUUACUUGAUCAGGCAAAGUAUGAAGAAUACGGACCACCAUUUUACUCUGCAGGUAAUUUGGUUGUUUACGGUGCAUUCUUUGCUAUUUAUCCAUUUUCUGUUUUUUACGAGUCAGCUAUCAGAUGGAAGGAAAUCAAGACUUCCUUCCACGAUAUCGUUAAGACAUUGAAAGAUUUCAGAAAACCAGUACUUGAACAGUUUCACGAUCCACACUCCAAGAUGAUGUCUCGUUACCCAGAAGUCCCAGAAUGGUGUUUUCUCAUCAUUUUGGUCAUUUCAAUCGUGUUAGCAAUCUUAUGUGUUGAAUUAUAUCCAACCGAAACACCAGUGUGGGCUAUUUUCUUUGCUGUUGCAAUCAAUUUUGUUUUUUUGAUUCCAUUGACGUAUCUUAUUAGUUCCACUGGUUGGGGUUUCGGAUUAAACGUCUUGGUUGAAUUGAUUAUUGGGUAUGCUCUUCCAGGUAACUCCCAAGCUUUAAUGAUCAUUAAAGCAUUUGGUUAUAACAUUGAUGGUCAAGCGCAGAACUAUAUUUCAGAUCAAAAGAUGGCACACUAUGCCAAGAUCCCACCCCGUGCACUUUUCAGAGGUCAAUUACUUGCUGUGUUCAUAGGUAGUUUCAUCGGGUUAGGUGUCAUGAAUUGGCAGUUCGACACCAUUGUUGAUAUUUGUCAUAGUGAUCAAUCCCAAAAGUUCACAUGUCCCAGUUCUACUACCUUCUUCUCUGCGUCUGUCUUCUGGGGUACAAUUGGACCAAAGAAGGUUUUCGGAGGAUUGUAUCCAGUCUUGCAAUACUGUUUCUUAAUUGGUUUCUUAUUGGUUUUCCCAGCUCUUGCCUUCAAGUGGUAUGGUCCAAAGAAAUGGACGAGAUACUUCCAACCUUCAAUUUUCAUGGGUGGAUUUUUGAACUAUGCUCCUUACAACUUGUCUUACUAUACUCCAGGUUUGUACGUUUCAUUUGCAUUUAUGUAUUACAUCAAGAAGCACUACUUGACCUGGUGGGAGAAGUAUAACUUUGUUUUAUCUGGUGGAUUGGACGCAGGUGUUGCAUUCAGCAGUAUAAUAAUUUUCUUUGCUGUUCAAUACCAUGACAAGUCCAUCAGUUGGUGGGGCAAUGAUGUGUCAUGGGUAGGUGUCGAUGGUGGAUAUUACAAUCAAACCAUUCUUGAUGCUUCUGUAUCGGCACCAGACGGAUACUUUGGUCCAAGAAUUGGUAAUUUCCCAUAA